AUGAGAUUUUUAUACUUGUCUAUACCCGUCAUCAUUUAUUAUAUCUUGAAUUUAUUGUUUGACACCUGGUUACCAAACAACUAUGUUUUUGAUCCAGAAACCUUGAAUAAAUUAUCAAAUGAAGUUAUUGCAAAACAUCCAGAAGGUAACACAACAUUGAUACUUGAAGAUUUGGCGGUAAGCUUAAAAGACCACUAUGGUGAUAUCAUCAACCCAUUAAACCAAGAAGAUUGGUUAUUCAACGUUGCUGGUGGUGCUAUGGGUACUAUGUUCAUUUUACAUGCCUCAAUCUCAGAAUACUUGAUUUUCUUCGGUACAGCUGUUGGUACAGAAGGUCAUACUGGUGUUCAUUUUGCUGAUGAUUACUUUACAAUUUUAAAAGGUGAACAAUAUGCUGCCGUUGAAGGUUCAUUAUACCCAGAAGUUUACUUAGCAGGUGAAACUCAUCAUUUGAGAAAAGGUCACGCUAAACAAUACUCUAUGCCAUCUGGUUCAUUUGCUUUAGAACUAGCUCAAGGUUGGAUUCCAGCUAUGUUACCAUUUGGCUUCUUGGAUACUGCUUCAUCUACAUUAGAUUUCUACACAUUUAUUAGAACUGCUUACUUGACUGGUUUAGAUAUGGGUAAAAAUUUGUUACGUGGUAAGUUUUAG
Molecule: messenger RNA, 651 nt
Organism: Hansenula ciferrii
Lineage: Eukaryota; Fungi; Ascomycota; Saccharomycetes; Phaffomycetales; Wickerhamomycetaceae
Gene: ERG2
Product: C-8 sterol isomerase ERG2
Exons: 1
Coding region: 1-651 (216 amino acids)
Biological process (GO): ergosterol biosynthetic process
Cellular component (GO): endoplasmic reticulum
Source: RefSeq, a predicted model, not a curated record